AUGGCCGCCACUAGAGCUCGCACCGAACAUGCCGCCGCCGCCGCCGCUGCCGCUGCUGCUGCCGCUUCUCCUGCGUCGCACAAUGUCGAUGAUAUGUCCUCCAACAGCGAGGCUGUUUCUGUCAAUGCAACCACCCACGACCACACUCCCGCCCGUCGUACCACCACUCGAACCCGUAAACUUCCCAGUCGUCUUAUGCCGUCCCCUUCACCUCCCCCUUCGCGUCCAUCCUCGCUCUUCAAUGCAGCAAAGCACGCCAAGGGCGGCAGCGAUGGCACAAACGUCCCACCCACACCUCCCGCGCUUGCUUCAACAGCUUCAGCCAUCGUCUCCAAGUCGCGUAAAUCCGCCAGGCCAGAUGCUGACAUCACAACCAGCACAACCACCGACCUCGGCGCUGCAGCCGACAAGGAUGACGCCGAAGAUCUUGGCCCAGGUAAACGCAAGCGUCGUCCUAGUAGCAUGUACAGGCCCCCUUCUACGUUGACCACCGUCGAAACUUUAUCGCCUGCCUCGUCCCUUUCUUCGUCCAAGUCCAAGAAAAAGGGACGCAGCACCAGUCCUGAAGCUCUCGCCUCAAAGGGCCAAUCUCCGUCGGCUGCAGUGGCCCAGGUCAAGCUCAAGAAUCGCCUCUCCAAGAACAGGCUGGAAUCUGGCACGCCGAUGUCGAAGAAGCGAGACCAGGCUAGCAGCGGCGCUCAGGACGAUGCUCCGGUGCCAUCGCUUCGUGCAAACGGUGACGAUUCGGACGCAGAUCUCGAGGCUGGCGCUUGCACCGAGUCAAAGCGCAUUCGGAUCGCAGACGCCCAAGACUCGAUGGACCUUUCGCCUCCACCUCUGCUUCCACGCGAUGGCUCAGCCAGGAUGCAGUUGCCAAUGCAAUACUCUCAGCCCACCUUCAUUCGCGGCGGCCGCAUCAGUGUUUCGCCAGAGGCUUCCACAAAGAGGCCACUCAAGUUUGGCAUUCGAGACUUUCAUCGACCUCAUAUGGCGGAUGAUGCACUUGAAUUGGAGCGCCCACGCAUCACCAACGUGAAGCGUGCCAACAAACGCGAGGCUCAGCCCUCCUGGAAGCGCUCUGGCACCGUGAUGUCUUCGUCUCCCAUCUCGGCUGGGCUUUCCAAGUUUGAGAGCGACGUGGGAGCGCCCUUGACUUACGCUCCUCUUCGCUGUGGCUCUCGUACCGCGGCCAGCUUCCGCAAUCUGUACAGCGCACCCUUGACCAGACGUGUCGCUGAAGAAGAGGAAAACAGCAGCGACAACGAGGACGAGGAUGACGAUGAAAAUGACUUUCACCAAGCUAUGCUCGACGCCGACUUUGACUUUUUCGACUCGCAAACGUCCGACUCUACCUCACCAAAAUCGCUCUGGCCUGCCUCUCGACGCAGGACCAUCGACGAGGCCGAGAUGGAUGACACACCUGCCACUACCCCUCGAAGUCCGCUCUCGGGAUGCGACCUUCCCUCGCCGGACAGCCCGCGCUGCAAGACCAAGACCGACGAGGAUGUGACCAUGUCGAGCGUCGAAGACAAGGUCAUGUCGUUCAGCGCGGGACGGGACUCGGUGUUCGCUCAUGCUCUACCAACCACGCAGGUUGGCGCCGACAAGCCACACCAGCACGCAGGAUCGCUUACACUAUCGCUGCCGUACGAUCCCGCCGUCGCCAGCUCGUCUCCCCAUCUGCGCGCUGCGGACCUUGACUCUGGUGCAGCGAGCGUGACCAAAGCUGACAAGGGUGCAACUGCAAGCACGCAGAUGGGCACGCCUGUCCUGCAGAGGCGAAAGCACGCUGGGCUGCCCGCAGGUCCACAUGCACUGUCUCCGCUCAAGCUGGGCGCAGACCUAAUGGAACGAAGCAACUCGAAUGCUCUCGCAUACAUGCAGCUCUCCCCCAUGAUUGAGAUGGAAUCGCCCCUGCUGAGCCCUGGGCUGACGUUGAGCAUGCACACCAAGCUCGCCGACUUGCCGAGCCCGUUUCUCAUGGGCGUUAGUGCAUUGCCGGAUCUCGAACAGCCAGCUCCGCUGGAUUUGCCCCCCACCGAGGGCUCGACCACUCCCAAGCACUCGAGUCCGGAGAUCUCGGCUGCCGAGCCAUCUAGCAUCGACGUGGCCCAGUCAGCACUGGCAAUAGCCAAGCCUGAGGUUGUCCAAGAAACCUCGUCCUCGCAGCAGUCUCAAGUCAAAGGACCUGAUGCCGCAAAAGAAAACACUGUCAGAGUGGAGAAGCCGACGGCGCGACGACCUGCUCUGCCUCCACCGCGUCAGAUCCGAUUCACAACCUUCACCACCGCAUCGGUCGAGUCGAAUGAUAGCAAGCCUCAGCAGCCCGAGACGACCAUCAAGAUGGCCGCUUGUCUGAUUCCCUCGCAGCAACAGCAGAACAGGCAGGAACAGCAAGCUGGUGCCGGCGCUGGUGCCUCGACCAGCUCCAUCUCUGAUCCAACUCCCGAAUUGAUCCAGUGCGGCUCGGGUUCAUGUGAAUCAGAUUCAGAUUCAUCGAGCCCCAUGUCACAAUCAGAUAGCGCGUCGACGGCUGAUGCCGAAGUCGAGACUAUCCUGUUUGGACCUCCCGAGAAGCUCGACCUGCAUGAGCUUGACCAUGCCUGGAACGGUGGCAAGCCUGGCCAGCAUGAAGACGCUCUGCGUCGAGCCACUGCGGAUCAGAUCCGCCACGUGCAUGUCAACGCUGAGUGA
Mycosarcoma maydis (corn smut) is the source of this 2694-nucleotide messenger RNA. RefSeq lists its product as uncharacterized. The record is from RefSeq and is a predicted model, not a curated record. The coding region runs from base 1 to 2694 and encodes 897 amino acids. The transcript has a single exon. NCBI's taxonomy places the organism in Eukaryota, Fungi, Basidiomycota, Ustilaginomycetes, Ustilaginales.